Molecule: messenger RNA, 4053 nt
Organism: Bombyx mandarina (wild silkworm)
Lineage: Eukaryota; Metazoa; Arthropoda; Insecta; Lepidoptera; Bombycidae
Biological process (GO): protein phosphorylation
Cellular component (GO): cytoplasm
Molecular function (GO): protein serine/threonine kinase activity; ATP binding
Source: RefSeq, a predicted model, not a curated record
UGUUAUCAUUGUUAUAUUUCCGAGUUAUUCGAGUAGAAAUUCGUUUAAGUGAAUUUUAAUUUAACAUUAAUCUAACUAAUAUGCUAAAAUACAUAUUUGUAAUUAUAUUUCAUAUAGUUUCAACUGUUCUAAAAAGUUUCAGUGCAUUCUACAUAAAAAUGCGUAGUAGUUUUUGCGAAACUUUUAAAAUAGAAGAGCUGCCGGAUAAUGCAUCCGGUACUGAAGCUAAUAUCAACGUUCACUCGAACCAAAGUAAUUUGCCGGUUGAAACAGUCCGAUCACGCUUUCAGAGAGUUCUUGGAAAAAAAUCGGAGGGAGCAUGUGACCGUAAACUAAAUGCGCUGUCGUCAUAUGCGCGGACAGCUCGUUUGUCGAUCGGUACGGCUGCUGCUGGGAUCGGAAAUUUAUUCUCGCGCAAAAUGGCAGCCAGUACAAACACAAACACGAUUCCUUGGUCAAAUACCGAAGAUGACUAUGAAAUAGGGGAUGUAAUCGGUGUUGGUGCCACAGCAGUAGUGUACAGUGCAUACUGUAAGCCAAGAGGUGAAAAGUGUGCUAUAAAAAGAAUAAAUUUAGAAAAAUGGAAUACUUCGAUGGAUGAGUUAUUAAAGGAAAUACAGGCAAUGUCAAGUUGUAAUCAUGAGAAUGUCGUUACAUAUUAUACAAGUUUUGUGGUGCAUGAUGAGCUGUGGUUGAUCUUAAAGCUUCUUGAAGGAGGCAGUCUUUUAGAUGUCAUCAAACAUAAAAUAAGAGUAAGCAAUUGUGUCAAUGGAGUUUUUGAUGAAGCUACAAUUGCUACUGUUUUAAAGGAAGUGCUAAAAGGUUUGGAAUAUUUCCAUAGCAAUGGACAAAUCCACAGGGAUGUCAAAGCUGGUAAUAUAUUACUAGGUGAAGAUGGAACUGUGCAGUUGGCAGAUUUUGGUGUUUCUGCAUGGCUGGCUACUGGUAGAGAUAUGUCUAGACAAAAAGUUAGACAUACUUUUGUUGGUACACCAUGCUGGAUGGCACCAGAAGUCAUGGAACAAGAUCAUGGCUAUGAUUUCAAAGCUGACAUUUGGUCAUUUGGAAUAACUGCCAUAGAAAUGGCUACAGGAACUGCUCCAUACCAUAAAUACCCUCCAAUGAAAGUGUUGAUGUUGACAUUGCAGAAUGAUCCUCCUAAUUUAGAUACAGGAGCUGAAGAAAAAGAUCAAUAUAAAGCUUAUGGGAAAACAUUCAGGAAAAUGAUAGUGGAUUGCUUACAAAAGGAUCCAACCAAGCGUCCAACUGCUACAGAGUUGUUAAAGCAUCCUUUUUUCAAAAAAGCCAAAGAUAGAAAAUAUUUAACUCAAACUUUGGUUGCCAUAGGGCCCAGCAUGGAAACUAGAGUAACAAAGGCAAGCAAAAAGCAUUCUGCUACGUCAGGUCGUCUUCAUCGUACAAUGACUGGAGAAUGGGUGUGGAGUGAAGAAGAGGAAGGCGGUGUUGAUUCCGAUGAUGAUACUCCUACCAAAGAUGAUCAACUUCCUAUGAACAAGAUUCAAAAGGCAGAAUCUAGUGCCAGUGAAAAUGAAGACGAAAUUUCAACUGAUUCUAAGCAACAGCCAGUUCAGCCGCAACAAACACAGCCUCAAGUAGUCCAGGCGCAACCACUAUCGAAUAUGUCUCAGACCCAAUCACUACAGGCAUUGCCACAACCACACCAAACACAGCUACCUGCACAAAAAUUGCAACUAGAUCAACCGCUAUCUCAAUCUACAUCGCAGCAGCCGCAAGCUGCGCAGCCACAGCGUCAAGUCGUUCAGCCGCAGUUAUUGUUGGCACAGCCACAAUCCCAACCGCAAAUUAUUGCGUCGCAACCGCGAAUGAUGCAAUCGCAGUCACAAAUGGUUCAGCCCCAACCACAGUCGCUACAGUUACAAUCACAAUUGGUGCAGGCGCAAAAUCAAUUACAGGCGGCAACCACACAACCGCAAUCAGCACAGAUGCCACCGCAAUUGGCACUACCACAUCCUCAAUUGGCAUUGCCACAAUUGCAAUCAGCACUGCCACAAUUGCAAUCGGCUCUGCCACAAUUGCAAACAGCUCUGCCACAACUACAAUCUGCUCUGCCACAACUGCAAUGUGGUGUAUCACAGUUGCAAUCGGGAAUGCUGCAACUGCAGUCAAAUUUACCCCAAAUGCAAUCGGUAUUACCCCAAUUGCAAUCGUCAAUACCGCAAUUACAACCAGUACUACCGCAAAUGCAAUCAGCACAGCCGCAACCUCAAUCAGCACAGCCACAACCCCAAUCACCACAGCCGCAACACCAAUCGGCACAGCCGCAACCCCAAUCGGCACAGCCGCAACCCCAAUCAGUACAGCCGCAACCCCAAUCAGUACAACCGCAACCCCAAUCAACACAACUGCAACCCCAAUCAGCACAACCGCAACUACAAUUGGCACAGUCAAACCCGCAAUCAACACAGCCAAAACCCCCACCAGUGCAACCAAAACCACAACCAACUCAGUCGCAGUCGCAACCUGAACAACCACCAAAAGCACAACCUGUUAUUAUGAAGAUUGUUCCCACAGUUGUCAAUUUGGUCCUAAGAUUGAGGAAUUCUCGCGGCGAGUUAAAUGACAUUCGAUUUGAGUACGUCAUUGGGAAGGACACUGCUGAAGGGAUAGCUUCAGAACUAGUAGGUGCUGGGUUGAUUGACCCUAAUGAUUCAGUGCCUAUAUCGUCGAAUUUGGCAAAACUACUUAAUGGCCAUGUUGCUGCUAUGCAGACCGCUCCUAAAGCUAUUACAUUCCAUUUGAAUUCAUCCAGGCCCAAUCAAACUUAUGACGACAAAGCUUUGAUUGGAUUUGCACAAAUAACAAUCGUUGAGUAAUGUUGAAGAUUGGGUAGCAUUGGUGUACUGAAUAUAAUGAACAAAACUAGGACAAGCUUCUAUAUAAAAACAGAAAACUAUUGAUAACUAAAUUCAAGAAUGAAGUUUUUUGAGCAGAAAUUGAAACACUUCCAUAUGAAUUUUAGGCAAUUGAAGGUCGUAUUGUAAUUUUUCUAUAUGUUCGAUAGUUUUUAAUUUAUGAAACCAUUUAUAUUAGAUUUCAACGGUUAUGAACAAGCUGGGCUUAGUGACUUGCAAUAUUUUUAUAUGUUACUUUAAAUCGCUGGUUAGUGUUCCAUCAAACCAAAGAAUCGUAGUCUUAACAGAUUCAAUAUCAAACUUAAUUUAUAGUGGAUAGUGUGCUGUGUAUGAAAUACAGAAUUCUAGUUAGGAUAGCUUAAACUAGAACAGCAUGCCGGGAAUUAAAUUAAAUUAUAUGUUUAAAACAGGCUUGAAUGAAGCUAGAAAGAAAAGUAAUGAUCUUGAACUAUAGUGCAGGGCUAUUAAGAAUUUUUAUAGUACUGAGUAAAGUGAUUGAAAGACUGGUGAAGACUUACAGUACAGGUAUAUAUUAAAAAGGGAAUUUGAAAAGAAUGAGUUUUCAUUAUAUUUUGGAUCUGACUGUCGAUUUAGCACAAAAUCCAGAAACAUAGGCACAUAGGUUAUUGGUAGUACUAUUUGAUUUAUUUUUGAUUAAAUUAAAUUAUUGAUUGAUUUUUUAAUAAGUUCAAUUGUUGGAUUUAUUAAUCUAUACUGCCUGUUUCAAAUUAAAUAUACUUAAAGGUUUUUUUCUAGGCACACUUUGAUGGUUCAUAUUAAAAUUUCUGUGAAAUUAUUGUACAUCCAUUCCUCAUCUGUAAUAUUAGUAAUAAUAAUUCUGGGAAUUCCAUUAUCUUGUAUUGAAAAACAAUGUAUAUUACUUUUUACACCUUUAAAUUAUCAGACGCUGUUUAAUCAUAGAGUGAACAAAAGAUAGUACCUGCCUAUUUAUGCCGUGCAGUAGAUUUGCCUUCUGAUUUCGGGAACAGUAGACCAGCCGUUAUACAAUAAAAUGAGUUCAUAUCUGAAGGUGUGAGGCGUCAUUUACGUUGUAAUAUCUAUAGAUUGCUGUUCCCCCUAACAUCUGGCGAUUCAUUUUAGGCAACGGUCAAUGGAAUUUAACAAAUAGGUAGGUACUACUACUAAUAUUAAAUGUACU